CUUCUUGUCAUAACAACAACAAAAGUGCAAUUUUUAAUCAUCCCCCAUUUUGUGGCUACAUUGUUCUCUGGUCACUACCUGUUAUAGGGUUCAGAUAUGUAAGAAUAAGUGUCGUUUAAAAUCAAAAAUGGGUAAUCAAUUAGUGAGUAUUGCCCCAUCGCAAAUCUACCCCGUCGAAAGAUACCUAAGCAACAGCCCCGACUACAAAUUUGAGGCCAGUCUUGGCAGCACAAGAUUCCUAAAAGUAGCCCGUGCAUCAUGCGUGGAAGGGCACGUCGUGAUAAAAAUCUUCGCCAUCCAAGAUCCAUCUUUGCCCUUGGCCACUUACAGAGAUCACUUGGAGGAUGUCAGACAAAAGCUGUCCUCUGCAGUUAACUGCAUACCAUAUUCCAAAAUUAUUCUCUCAGACACAUGUGCUUUGCUGACGCGCCAGUACAGUAAGGAUACAUUGUAUGACCGGAUCAGUACUAGGCCAUUUCUAACUAAUAUUGAGAAAAAAUGGAUUACAUUCCAGAUCCUGUAUGCACUGCACCAGUGCCACAGAGUUGGCGUUUGUCAUGGUGAUAUAAAACUAGAGAAUAUAACUGUGACUUCUUGGAACUGGGUUUUGUUGGUGGACUUUGCUAGUUUCAAGCCCACAUUUUUGCCAGUCGACAAUCCCGCCGAUUACUCGUACUUCUUUGACACAUCCAGAAGGAGGAUGUGCUACAUUGCACCAGAAAGAUUCACAAGAACCGCACACGCACCAGCCAGCGAGCAUAGUGCCCUCAUUGAAGACGCCAAAUGUGAUUACGGAAGUCUCACACCCGCAAUGGACAUAUUUUCUGCUGGGUGCGCCCUCCUCGAGUUAUGGAACGAGCUGCACGUUCCGUUCGAAUAUUCGCAACUUCUGGCGUACCGCGAAGGGGAGUAUUCGCCGCAAAAGCACCUGGAUAAACUGGAGGACCCCAAUUUGCGGUCCUUGAUUGCCAGCAUGAUCGACAAGGAUCCCGCGAAUCGGAAAUCGGCCGAGGAUUAUUUGGCUCAAGAACGCGGCAGACUUUUCCCCGAGUAUUUUUAUUCGUUCCUGCAGUCCUACAUGCUCAUUUACUCGUCCACACCUAUUCUGUCGCCCGACGAAAAGAUUAUGAGGUUAAAGGGGGACGUGGAGAAUAUUUUUAAAUUUUUAGGCCCGGAAAUACGUUCCGGAACAGGCGAGGACAGCGAGGGCGAAAAGUUUGAAGAGGAGAGAACUGAAUGUGAGGGAUUGGUACUGAUGACUUCCCUGGUUACGUCGUGCAUUCGAGGGUUGAAUGAUUGCUCCUCCAAGUUACACAGUCAGGAGAUUUUACUGCUGUUAGCAUCACACGCCAGUGACGAAACCAUUCUGGACAGAAUACUUCCUUACCUGAUGUUUUUUGCCUCAUCAGAUUUGAAUUCAAGGGUGAAAAUUGGAGCAAUAGAUACAAUAACAAAAUGUCUGAAUCUAGUCAAGAAAGUGCCAAGAACUAACGUAAAUAUAUUCCCGGAAUAUGUCCUCCCCUUUUUGGCUCCAUUGGCCACUGAUCCUAUAGUUUCAGUGCGUGUGGCUUACGCCAAAAACAUCGCCACUUUGGCCCAAACUUCCCUAAGAUAUUUAACACAGUUUUUGGACGAAAGCGGCGACAACAUGGAACAAACCAGGGAAGGACAGAUCUUCAACUAUGAACAAGAAUUGCAGGUUUUGCAGGACAUGAUUCUACAACCAGUUUCAUCCUUAUUAACAGACACCGCCAGCAUCGUAAAACAGACUUUCCUCCAUAGCAGCCUGACCAAACUAUGCAUAUUUUUGGGAAAACAAAAAACAAACGAUGUUCUGUUACCGCAUGUGAUAACAUUUCUGAACAACAAGGAGGACAAAGAACUGCGUGAGGCCUUCUACGACUGUAUCGUUGGCCUUGCUUGUUACUCCGGCUUUGCUUGUUUGACUGUUUUAUCACCGCUCUUGCUACAAGGUUUGACCGACACAUCCGAAUUCGUCAUUCGCAAGGCGAUCAAUGCCAUGACACAGUUGGUGAGUCUCGGACUGGUGGAUCGGUUCGUGGUGACCGACAUAGUGGCCGAAUGCGCAUGCUAUCUGGUCCACCCGAAUCUGUGGAUACGUCAAGCGACUGCGGGCUUCGUUGCCGCCGCCUCCAAGGCGUUGGGCGUGGUUUACGUUCAAGUACGAGUGAUCAAACAUUUGAAGCCAUACAUGCAACGCACUACGAUGCACUUAGAAAAGCCCGAAUUAGUUCUGGAUUGUUUGAAACCGGCGAUUCCCAGACAGGUGUACGAUAAUGUUCUUCAAUAUCCUGACAUAGAUGCAGUUUUUCUCACCUUGCAUGACAAACAAAACAUUAGAGAGAGUGUUCAAGCCGGUAACGUGCCAGCUGAGGUCAAUAGAGAAAGUACCCCCGGCCUUAAACAAUUAUUCCGACGAUUGGAGGCAAACGGACUGACGGAACAAAUGGAAGAGUUCCUGCUUGGCAUGGAAAACCACCUAAAGAAGAUCCACAAACUGCGCAGCAACGCAGAAGCGAGACAAAACAAGCAGAACGACGGCAAAAUCGAAUUGACGUCGACCAAUUUGAAUAUAAAAACGCACGUAAUGCAACUCGGCGAGGCACCGAAAACCGAGUUCAUGCCCAACAGAGCGAUGCACCGUACCAACACGGCCGGUUCAUUGGAAACUAACAUCAAUUCGGAUUGGAAUUACAGUACGGACGUUCUGAAUCGACAGUCGGAGGGCACAAAUUCGGCCGGACCCCCGUCCAGAUCAUCGUCCAGCCGACCAUCUUCGCCGCCUCCCGAUGCGCAUGCGCAGUUCACCAGCACCGAUCCCUCAACCAACGUGAGCUUCCACGAGCGCUCCUACAUUCAAUGCAAAAGACCGAACUGCUACGUCGAACUGAUUGCCCUGAAGAACCGUCAGCAGCAACGGUUCUACGAGGCCAUCAGGAGUCGGGAGUUUGAGGAGCAGGCGCGCUUCUUUCCAUCGCUACCGCCACCAGGCUGGCGACUGAAGGGCACGCUCGCCGCUCACUUGCACGAGCAUCGGGGCGCCGUCACGAAACUGUGUUCGGUGCCCGAAUCGUCGUUGUUCGGUUCGGCGUCGCACGAUGGCACGGUUUUGCUGUGGGACUGCGCGAAGAUCGAGGGCAGGAACAUCGCCAACCGGUCCAAGCAACACUACAAGUUUCCCAGAGAGGCGAAGGUUACGGGGAUGACUGCCUGUGACGCCGGCCAGGCGUUCGCCGCCAUCGCUUCUGAUGGGUCCUUGAAAGUGUUGAGGAUUGACAAUGCUAGUGGGAAAAUGAACGCUAUCAACUCUUUGCAGUUGGAUGAAAAGGUCGAUGGUUACGCUACUGACAUCCACUCAAUUGAUUCUGGGUCUCAGAACGUUUUGGUUUAUUCAACGCUUUUCGGUUCCAUAUACGGCUGGGACUUGAGAUCGAACUGCAGAACGUUCCAUUUAAAGAACGACGUCAGGAACGAUAUCAACAGUUUUUGUAUUGAUCCCAAACAUAAUUGGUUGUGCUUGGGUACGACUGAUGGGGAUUUAAUCACGUGGGAUCUCAGGUUUAGGCUUGCAAUCGCCACCAUUGAUAAAAACGAUUCUGGUGUUUCCAGAAUCAGGAAGGUGAUUUGUCAUCCUACUGAAAAGUCAUGGGUUAUCGCAAGCGUACAGAACAACAAUGAAAUAUCGAUGUGGAAUUUGGAAACGAAUUUUAAACAGAGGGUUUUGUGGGGAAGCACCACGCCCCCAUUGUCUAGAUCGCCACAGGGUUCGAGCCAUGCCGUUUCGGCUUUAUUAGCCGGCUGCGUUGACAAGUCGCCGUUCCUCCUCACCGGUGGUACGGAUCAAAGAGUGCGGUUCUGGGAUUUAGCCAGUCCCUCGGAAUCCUACUUGGCCAUACCGGCAGCCAAUGACCCACCGGGGAUUUCGCUGCAUUACGAAAGUAGACUGAUCGACGGUACUCAGGUGAUAUUUGAGCACUGCAAAGUGAGAUCGAAAGACAGGGAGGAGGAAGGAAGAAUGUAUAGAGCGGGACCUGAGCCGCCGCCAGCCGGUCACAGGGAUUCGGUCUCUGAUAUGAUAUUGUGCAAGGCGUCACAAUGUUAUUUGGUUUCUUCGUCUCGUGACGGCGUUAUCAAGAUAUGGAAGUGAUUUUUUAUAUUUAAAUGUAGUUAUGUAUUAUUAAUAUUAUUAUUCAAUAUAUGAUUUUAACUUUA
This is a messenger RNA of Aethina tumida (small hive beetle), 4233 nucleotides long. It is a transcript of the gene Vps15, whose product is annotated as phosphoinositide 3-kinase regulatory subunit 4-like. Gene Ontology annotation, molecular function: protein binding; ATP binding; protein serine/threonine kinase activity. The record is from RefSeq and is a predicted model, not a curated record. Gene Ontology annotation, cellular component: late endosome; phosphatidylinositol 3-kinase complex, class III, type I; nucleus-vacuole junction. The coding region runs from base 128 to 4168 and encodes 1346 amino acids. NCBI's taxonomy places the organism in Eukaryota, Metazoa, Arthropoda, Insecta, Coleoptera, Nitidulidae. The transcript has 14 exons. Gene Ontology annotation, biological process: macroautophagy; autophagy of peroxisome; protein targeting to vacuole.